Molecule: messenger RNA, 2771 nt
Organism: Bombus pyrosoma
Lineage: Eukaryota; Metazoa; Arthropoda; Insecta; Hymenoptera; Apidae
Gene: yps
Product: Y-box-binding protein 1
Exons: 7
Coding region: 199-1038 (279 amino acids)
Biological process (GO): regulation of gene expression
Cellular component (GO): nucleus
Molecular function (GO): nucleic acid binding
Source: RefSeq, a predicted model, not a curated record
UAGCCAGGAUUGGUCAAACGAGCGGGUUUGUUUGCGAGCCAACCUAUCAUAGAGCUCGUUAGACGGGAAGGAUGUUUGUACGGUCGCCUGGAGGCGCAGCCAUGUUGGGAACAUUAGAAGGGAACCAACACCACAACCAGAAAGACGGGAACAUCUAGGUUCGGCAGCGGCGUGUCUUAACACCUUAACACCACCACCAUGGCUGACCCGGAAAAACAGCCCGAACAACCAAAGGCUGGCCAGCAGAAGCUGAUCAUCGCUAACAAAGUGACCGGGACUGUAAAGUGGUUCAACGUGAAGAGUGGGUACGGAUUCAUCAACAGGAACGACACCAAGGAGGAUGUAUUUGUUCAUCAAUCAGCCAUCGUGAAGAACAACCCGAGGAAGGCUGUGCGCAGUGUCGGCGACGGUGAAGUGGUCGAAUUUGACGUGGUAAUAGGUGAGAAGGGUCAUGAAGCGGCCAACGUUACCGGUCCAUCCGGGGAAGCAGUAAAAGGUUCGCCUUACGCUGCCGAUAGGCGACGUGGGUAUCGCGGAGGUCAUUGGUACAUCAGUCAAAGACGUGGAAACACUCGACCUCAACGUAGACCUCGAGAAGGUCAAGACGGUUACGAAACCGGUGAGGGUAAGACCGGGGACGAAGCGAAUGUCGGCGAGGGAGGCGGUCAGCAACGACGUUACAGGGUUCGACGACAAUACGAUGGAUAUUAUCGUGGAUCGCGCCGUUCUGGUCCAUCGGCGCAACAACAAGGAGAUAACACCGGCGACGGUGGCGAACAAGGUGGCGAGACUGGCGGGGACGGAGGCGUGCCACGUGGUGGCGGUCGUGGACGCGGAGGACCCUCUCGUCGUUACUUCCGUCGUAAUUUCCGCGGGGGAAGAGGUGGCGGACCUCCGCGUCGUCCUCGUAGCCAGGACGGCCAAGUAAAAUCGGAGCAGAAGUCGGAUGCACCUAAAGAUAAGGAUGCACCUGUCGCUGUCCCUGCUCCACAGGAAAGUCAGCCGGUUCAGAACACCACCACCGAAAGCACCGCUUAACCAAGAGUAAUGGUACCACUACAACAAAAACACUCCUUUUAAUAUAUAACACCAACACCCGUUAUACACCGAAGCAACAGCAACGACAACAGCAACCGCAGCAGCAACAAUAUAACAUAACAAAUGAAAAAAGUUAAAAAAAAAAGCGAAACAAAAAAAAGCAAGAAAUGGAAGGAAAUUGCGGAACAUCGCUCCACACUCUCCCCGGCAGAAAAAGAAGAUUAAGAAGCGUGUCUGAUAUGCUGCCGGAAUUAGUUGAUAGAAUACGCUGGAAAGCCUCGUCGCGAAGAAGAAACACGAUCCACGACAUGUAUCGACUACGAGCGAACAAACUCUCGAGUUGGACUUACCGCCGUACGACCACCGUUCUUCAUUGUAUUUCUGUGAAAAUUUACAGAUUUUCGAUUUUGUAAAUCUAUCACUCGUCGAAAUUAAAGAAAUUUUAAGAAAAAGCGAUUGGAAGAGACGCGGAAAAAAAAAACGUAGCCGGUGAAUGACGGUUUUAUUCCGCGAACUGGGACGAAACGGCGGUAAGUCGUGUAUUUUGGAGUAUUUCGUCCGACGACGGCGAUGAAAAUGGUAAAGAAAAUGCGCGAUUGUAACGCAACGAAUUUCGUUCUGCGUCAAGUUACGAAAGUUAGGUAAUCUCGAUCGUGGAAGAAACAACGAAGAGAGAGAAGAGAAGAAACACGGUGAUGGGCUACACAAUACGAAUUCGAAUAGGCGAAAGUGGUAUUUUUGUUCUUGUUUUUGCGUAUUUAUUGUUUCAUACGUUUUAAUUUUUCUUCAACGAAACGCAUUCGAUCGUUUUACGCAUAUAUAUAUGUCUUUGAGUUUAACGCGAUGCUCGCAGAGUUUUUCUCUUGUCCGUGUACAUGUAAUCGGUAAAUGCGCGCGCGCGCCCCUGAAAUCAUAGGAAUAUGUUACUACGCGCGCUUACCUGUCAUUGUGCCAGCCAGCUUAAUCGUUUCAGUUUCUCUCGAAAUUACUCCGUUCUUUUUUUUCCUCCCCCCCCCUUCAUUGAAACGCAAUGUUCGAUUCGUUUCGAAAACCAGUCGUCCGUCGUGUCGCUUUUGUCUCUUCGGUCCUCGUUGGUUCGUGGCUUAUAUGCUUUGCAAAAUCGCAACGAGAAGAUUCGUUCGAUGAUCAGCGACUAAAUGCAAUUAUAAAUCUCAUAGAAUUUUCUGUCUGAUCGCGUAAUUUAGUGACGCGAAACAAAUUGGCGCGGUACCUUUUACGAUCGCUCGUAUCAAAUGACGCGAUCGACGCCCCAGGAGGGCACGAAACGUAUUAUCCGACGAUAAGCAACGAAAUGUCACGCGUAAGGCGUUAACCGAGAAUCCGAUCAAUUUUUGCCGUAAUUUUCGGUGUAACGAGUCGAUAACGUUCGAUCAUGGUGGAAGAACUUUGCCGACGUUGCUCGAACGUAUCGAUCUUCCGAGAUAUCGGAAAUUUCCUCUCGAUUGACAAUGCAAACCUGUGGUUUGUCAGUGAGUAAAUGAGCGAGUGAGCGAAUGAAUGCGCGAACGAGUGAGAUAGAUAGAUAGAUAGAUAGAAAGAGAGAGAGAGGGAGAGAGAGAGAGGUAUAUAUAUAUAGAGAGAGAGAGAGAGAAAGAGAGAGAAUAAGAGAGGACGAAAGAUUUAUACACUUUUGCAUGAAAACGAAACAAUUUUUUAAAUUUUAGUUUGUAGUUCUAUCGUCGGAAAAUAAAAUGUACAAUUUUCUUUCCAAA